CUGCUGGUCAGGGCUGGCAACAUGGAGCCUGAGCUGGAGCACGCCCCACGCAGGAGAUGAACUGCCUAGAGCAGGGAGACAGCACCUCAUGGCCAGCACCAGCCAUGACCACCAGCUCAGAAAGAAUCCGUGGCAAACGGAGGGCCAAGGCCUCACGAUGGACGAGGCAGGAGGCUGUGGAGGAAGGAGAGCCGCCAGGCCCAGGGGAAGGUCCCCGGUCCAGGCCAGCUGCUGAGUCCACCAGGCUGGAAGCCACAUUCCCCGAAGCCACACCUCUAGCAGGGGUGGGCACCCCCGCAACAGGGUGGGACUUUCUCCCACCUGACAGUGCAGCUUCAGCUGCGGCCUCCGACUCAGAUGAUCUGGAACUAGCCAUAGAGUUCCCGGCCACUGAAGGCUGGGCGUGUGAGCUCGAAGGCCUGGUGGAAGAAAGACCUGCCCCGUGCCCAUCCCCACAGGCCCCGUUGCUCAAGUCGGGCUGGGACGAUGAGCUGCAGAAGCCUGGGGCCCAGGUCUACAUGCACUUCAUGCAGGAGCACACCUGCUAUGAUGCCAUGGCAACCAGCUCCAAGUUGGUCAUCUUUGACACGACACUGGAGAUCAAGAAGGCCUUCUUCGCCCUGGUGGCCAAUGGUGUGCGGGCGGCACCUCUGUGGGACAGCAAGAAGCAGAGCUUUGUGGGGAUGCUGACCAUCACAGACUUCAUCUUGGUGCUGCAUCGCUAUUACAGGUCCCCGUUGGUCCAGAUCUAUGAGAUUGAAGAACAUAAAAUCGAGACCUGGAGGGAGAUCUAUCUUCAAGGCUGCUUCAAACCUCUGGUCUCCAUCUCUCCCAGUGACAGCCUGUUCGAGGCCGUCUAUGCCCUCAUCAAGAACCGGAUCCAUCGCCUGCCGGUGCUGGACCCGGUCUCAGGCACAGUGCUCCACAUCCUCACGCACAAGCGCCUGCUCAAGUUCCUGCACAUCUUUGGUGCGCUGCUGCCCCGGCCCUCUUUCCUCUACCGCACCAUCCAAGACCUGGGCAUCGGCACAUUCCGAGACUUGGCGGUGGUGCUGGAGACUGCGCCCGUCCUGACGGCGCUGGACAUCUUCGUGGACCGGCGCGUGUCUGCUCUGCCUGUGGUCAACGAGUCUGGUGAGGUCGUGGGCCUCUACUCCCGCUUUGAUGUGAUUCACCUGGCUGCCCAGCAAACCUACAACCACCUAGAUAUGAGUGUGGGCGAAGCCCUGAGGCAGAGGUCAGUGUGUCUCGAGGGAGUCCUUUCCUGCCAGCCCCACGAGAGCUUGGGGGAAGUCAUCGACAGGAUUGCACGGGAGCAGGUGCACCGGCUGGUGCUAGUGGACGAGAACCAACAUCUCCUGGGCGUGAUCUCCCUCUCCGACAUCCUUCAGGCACUGGUGCUCAGCCCUGCUGGCAUCGAUGCCCUCGGUGCGUGAGACUACUGAGCCCUCUCUCCCAGGCCACCUUCCACAUCUGGAAGCCAAUGAAGAGAGAUGGAGGGGGAAGGGAGGACUCAGCCUUCAUCUUCCCCUAUCCCGUGUUUGCCGGUUCAGCUCUGGUUCAGGUAGGCUCUACCUCUCUAGGUCAUUGGACCAGCCCCUUGGUCUUUCUGGGCUCUCAGAUCUCAGAUGGAGACACUCAGGUUGGGAGUGGCCCAGCUCCUAGCUGAGCAGUCCCAUGGAGACUACAUGUGUAAGAAUUCAUAGGCCACCACUUUGUCCUGUUCUUAGCUAAGGUCUUAGAAGCCAUCUAGGAGGGCAGGACAGAGUCUGGGCUAAAGACAAGGGCAGUGAUGUGACUUCAGGCAUUCUGCUCUCUCACAAUUCAAUUCCAUUAGGGAACUGCUGGGAAUUGCAUCAGAGGGGAGCAAAUGAAUAAACCUGUGUUGAUGGAAUUCCCACCCUCAGAAAUAAUGGAGGCUGAAGGGAGGGAGCUUCAACCUACAUGCUUGUCUCAGUGAAUGUGAAGUGACUUCAGACUUUCUAGCAAUUUUGCUAGAAAUUUACAGAAGGAUGGGACACUACUUGGCAGUGGAUGGCAAGACUCCCUCACUGGAAGGGCAACUUCCCCGCCCUAUUUGGUCGCCAUCUUCCCUUCUCUUUUCCUACAGGCUUCUUCAGCCUCCCUGAUUGCCCUUGCCCUGUCUAUGCAUCAAGAAGCCUUUGGGCAUGCCCAGUUCACUGUGGCAUGAUGAGGUGAAGAACAGCUGAGUCAAGUCUGGAGGUCUCUGAUCCAGAGGCACUGGGAUUAGUGGGAUUAGGCACUGGGAUCAGGGCCAUCUGUGCUCUACACCCACCCAUAUCCCUUUCCCCCAACAUGGGUUGAGACUGGUCCUAGUACAGCAGGCCACAGGGUUAAUCAGGAGUUCUGGAUUCCUAGGCUUCUGGUCUCCCUACGGCUCAUGUCCCCAGCAACUGGAAGUUGCAGCUGUUCUUCCUCCACGGGAACCUCCACUUUGUCACUACCCUCCUAUUCUGGUGUUGUCAUGUCAGGGCUGCCAAGGGUCACCAUGGAGCAGCAGUUAUUUACAGAGCCGCCUGUUGGAAUGGGGUCUGUUCUUGUCCAGAAAACUCCUUAGCUCUUCCCAAUGAACAGUGUUCUUGGUCCCCAGUGACGGAUGGCCUUAUAUUUGAUCUCUGAGAAUGACCACUAAAAAAAAAAAAAAAAAAGGACUAACCCAUGAACUUGAACUUUAUAGAUUUCACUCAAAAAUGCUACAGUCAUUUGACCUGAACUCAUAGCAAGAUCCCUGCGUUUUCUGCAUUCAAAGACACAAAGAAAAUCCUGUAUUUGAAAAAAGCUGCAAGUGGCAUUUCUUUUGUGUGUGGAGUGUUAUUCCACCAAAAUUUCUUUUUGAUGUUUUUAUUUAUAACAAAACCAUUAAGGAUAUAUCUAUUAAUUACUUACAUAAGGUACAACUCACCCUGUAAACUCAAGUCUGCAAGAAGCAUAACUUGAUUUUUCUAACGCUGAACGCAAUUUCUAUUAUGAAUCUUACAUCACUCUGUGGAAGAAAGGAAUCCACACCUUUUCCUGGGGUUAAGUUCAGUGGGGAAAGGGAGGUUUUAGGUAGUGUAAGACCUUGGUCAUCAGUCAUCAUGACCAUCUGUGCCAGCACCUGCUUAGUAAUCUCUGUCCCAGCUGGUUGUCACUUGGUCGAGUAUGGUCACUGCCAGAUACUCCUCCAUUCCCACAAAGCGUUUUUGGGCCUGCCUGUGUCUGGGACUUGCAGGCUAUUCCAGCUCCUGGCCCUGUACCCCUGUGGCCCCCAGGAAGUUCUGCAGCUGUUCUGGGCCGUCUGCUGGGAUGUACAGCCAGAGGCCCCUUCUACUCUGCAUCUUGUUGUUCUCUCAGACCCUACGCCGGAGCAGAGGGGCUCUUAAAAUCUCCAAAAGGACCCUUUCCUCAAGGACUCCAGAAAUCUCUUCUGUCUCUGCUCUCCAGUGACACCAGCCCAAGGAAUUUUUACUAGGAGGAAAAGUGGGGGGCCUUUGUUCUCUAAUUCAUCAUCCAAAUCUUCUUUAUGUGUCCUGAGUUCUUGGCAGCUGCUUUGAGGAUCAAGCUUUCGAAAUUCCAACACCAGGACUCAGCUUGUCCUGUCACUCUCCCCUGUGGCCAUCGGUGCUGCAGGGCUAGGGAGAGGAGCAUAGGCGACUUUCUCUAAAAUGCAGUUUUAUCCCUGUCACCUUGCAGGGCUACCGAGUGGAGACCUUUGUGCUUGACUGUUCAGGCAGUGCCUGGGAUGUUUUCCCACUAGAUAUUUUCCUGGCUCUGCUCCGGCUCUGCCUAGGAAGGUUCCAGGGUUUGGGGCCAGUGGGAGGACAGGAUGGGGGUGAUGACUGGCUCUGGGCCAAGGGAGAUCUCUCAAGUGAGUGUCCUUGGGGAUCCUGUCAUGGCUGUCUCUGGGGGAGUGUGGCAGGUCAGUCCUUUGAGCCCAUGCCUCUGGGUCUCUCUGAAUGAGAGAGACCCUCAGAGGCAGCAGCACGAGCUGAGGAAAAGCAGCUGAGAAAGGCCCUCUCUCCUCUCCUCCUCUCGAGCCUUCCCGAGAGCAGAUAACGUUCUACCUGAAUGGCCCAACUUCCUGACGACCUGGAGUUCCUCUCUUGAGCCCUUCUGUGAGGAACCAUUCCUCAGCCCUCUCCCUCAGGCCCCUCCUUGCCUCCUGCCCAGCCCUUCCAGCCAUCAGGGCUGCUAGACAAGAAGCACAGAGCCGCCGCCAUGGGCUGCAACACUGCCACACAAGCUCAGAGUGAGAGUGCCCUCAGGGCCAGCAGGUGGUAUGGUGCUGGACUCCCACAUGGCCAAAUACAGUUUGA
Messenger RNA from Tupaia belangeri chinensis (Chinese tree shrew), 4316 nucleotides. It is a transcript of the gene PRKAG3, whose product is annotated as protein kinase AMP-activated non-catalytic subunit gamma 3. Gene Ontology annotation, cellular component: nucleotide-activated protein kinase complex; cytoplasm; nucleus. Bases 57 to 1436 code for a protein of 459 amino acids. Gene Ontology annotation, biological process: regulation of catalytic activity; protein phosphorylation. Gene Ontology annotation, molecular function: protein kinase regulator activity; AMP binding; protein kinase binding. The record is from RefSeq and is a predicted model, not a curated record. The transcript is spliced from 12 exons. Lineage: Eukaryota; Metazoa; Chordata; Mammalia; Scandentia; Tupaiidae.